Messenger RNA from Elaeis guineensis (African oil palm), 1258 nucleotides. Its product is annotated as VQ motif-containing protein 4. The record is from RefSeq and is a predicted model, not a curated record. NCBI's taxonomy places the organism in Eukaryota, Viridiplantae, Streptophyta, Magnoliopsida, Arecales, Arecaceae.
CUCUCCUUAUCUCUCAAUCGCAACACCAACUCCAUCUCCCUUCCCUUUCUAUCCCUCCUCCUCUCCUCCCUUUCCUCACCACUCUUCUUUUUUUUUUUGUUCCUCUCAAUUUUUAACACUACGAUCGAUGGAAAACCACCACCAAAAUCUCCAAGAAAGAGAGCACCCAUCCUCCCACCCCACCUCCCCAAAUUCUACAGCCAGCAGCACCAGCAGCAAAGGCGUAGCAACCACGGUUACAGCAACAAUCGCAGCAGUAGUACAGGUUAAUCCACCACCUCCAAUUCUACAGCCUCCAACGCCCAAACCCAUCCCCAGAUCCAUCGAAUCCAACCCCUACCCCACCACCUUUAUCCAGGCCGACACCUCCUCUUUCAAGCAGGUCGUCCAGAUGCUCACCGGCUCCGCCGAGACCGCCGCCAAGCACGCCUCCACCGCCGCCGCCUCCUCCAACCCGCCGCCACCCAGGAACCCCAUCCCGCCCGCCGCCAAGGCCACCGGCCCCAAGAAACCGGCUUUUAAGCUCUACGAACGCCGGAGCAGCCUCAAGAAUCUCAAAAUGAUCAGCCCACUCAUCCCCGCCUUCCUCAAUUCCGCCCCCGUCUCCCCGGCCAGCGGCGCCUUCUCCCCCAGGAAGCAGCCGGAGAUCCUCUCGCCGAGCAUCCUGGAUCUUCACUCCCUGGUCCUCAGCCCGGUCACGCCGCUGAUACUGGAUCCCUUCAACCGGUCGCCGCAGACGGACUCGUCGACGUCGCCGGCGAUUUCAGCCGAGGAGCGGGCGAUCGCCGAGAAGGGAUUCUACUUGCACCCGUCCCCGAGGAAUACGCCGAGGGACGCCGAGCCGCCCAGGCUGCUGCCGCUUUUCCCGGUGACGUCGGCCCGAAUCUCCUCCGCCUCGGCUUCCUCUCCUUGAGAUUGCUGGAUCCUUAUGAAAAGUAUUAUGACUACUUCGUCCAAUUUGAAUUCUAUCUCUUCUGCUUUCCCUCGGAGAGAGAUGGCGCUGGCUAGGGGAGGCCUCUGCUUCCAUUGUAUACAAUUUGAGUUAACUUUCUUCCUCUCUCUGAUUCGCUCCUCUGGUAUUCUCUCUGUAAUGCAAACCAAUUACCAGCCGAUAGGAAACGAAUGGUAUCCGGAACGGCAAAAGGUGGCCUUUCUUUUUUUUUUUUCCCCAUCUCUCCCCUCUGUCUGAUGUAUCUUUCGAUCUGGUUAUAAGAUUUUGUUUACUAAUGGACUCCAUGAGACAAUUUCCUUUCUUAUU